Messenger RNA from Botrytis sinoallii, 9015 nucleotides. RefSeq lists its product as uncharacterized. The coding region runs from base 1 to 9015 and encodes 3004 amino acids. Lineage: Eukaryota; Fungi; Ascomycota; Leotiomycetes; Helotiales; Sclerotiniaceae. Gene Ontology annotation, cellular component: preribosome, large subunit precursor. Gene Ontology annotation, molecular function: ATP hydrolysis activity; ATP binding. The record is from RefSeq and is a predicted model, not a curated record. Gene Ontology annotation, biological process: rRNA processing; ribosomal large subunit assembly. The transcript is spliced from 11 exons.
AUGGAGGCUAUUCAGGAUAGAAAUAAUCCUGAUAUAACCAUGGAAAGCAAACUACAAGCAGACCUUCCAGAGGAAAUUCUGGAAAUCGUUAACCUCCAACAAUCCCCUCACUUCCUCGAAACUCUCGCCAUAUCUGCAUUGAAGCCCAAACAAACACUCAAAUUAUUCACAUAUUUUAAUACCUUAAUCGCCGACUCGGCUGCAAGAUGGGUUGCCAAUUCGUAUCCUGAUGGCGCAACCGCCACGAGCAACGGUCUGUCUGAUCUUGCGUUGCAACGAAUUCUGCUGGCAACAUGGAGACUUCUCAACUUCGAUAAGCAGGCCUACUCUGGGACAGUUUCAAGCUCCGCGAUUCAGAGCCUUCUUGGACAUACUGAUUUAGCAGUUCGGUAUCUUGCGGUGAGAAUCUUCUGCCAGCUUCAAUUCGCCUCGGACGAUAGAUUGGAGGCAAUGGUUGCGAAAUUCGUUGGAAAUACAAUGGCAGUAAUGGGGGACUUCGACGGCGAAAUGGUGGACUAUGGAUUCCUUAGUAUUUUCGAAGAACAGCGGCUGAAAAAUGCUGCUUUGGGUUUGAGCACUGAAACAGAGAUGUUUCAAUCUCAAAAGGUAUUACAGGAGUUUUCACCACUGGUUGUGCAAUAUUCAGAUAUACUCUUACCUCGGCCAAACGGCAAUCCUUCGCAGCCAUCUAAACUCAUAUCAACAACCACAACCUCGCAGAACAGGCAAUCCUUUGCCAAGGCCCUUAUGUCUUCAUCGCCAAUCUUACUCCACGGGUUGGCCGGUGCAGGAAAGACUUCGUUGGUCAAUGACUUCGCACGGGAACUUGGGAUGGAUUCAAGCAUGGUUACACUUCAUUUGAAUGAGCAGACUGAUGCAAAAAUGCUUAUUGGCAUGUACGCUACAGGAUCUACACCUGGAUCUUUUACGUGGAGAGCAGGUGUUCUGACUACAGCUGUUAAGGAAGGGCGUUGGGUUUUCAUCGAGGAUCUUGAUCGCGCUCCCAAUGAAGUUAUCAGCGUAAUACUGCCACUCGUUGAGAGAGGCGAGCUUCUAAUACCAAGUCGAGGUGAAACUAUCAAGGCCAAGGCAGGUUUUAAGCUUCUUGCGAGCAUUCGAACCUCUUUGAAUGUAAGUGGCGGAGAGAUUCCACCAGCAUUACACAUGCUCGGAGCACGAAUGUGGCAGCGUGUUCCUAUUCACAUGCCAAAUCGAGACGAAUUUCGAGAAAUCGUCGAAGGUACUUACCCAAUAUUGCGCCAAUUUUUGCCUGGAAUUAUCAGCGUUUACGAAAGGCUCUACACACUCUCUAUUAAGCCUUCUUUUGCAUCCAAAACUCGAACUUCGAUAGGCCGCCCAAUAAGUCCUCGGGAUCUUCUGAAGUGGUGCAGAAGACUAGCAAGUGUUCUUACAUCAUCAGGAUCCAAGACCGGCAGCGAGCCUAUAACCGACAGCACCAAAUAUGAGAUGUUUUUAGAAGCCGCCGAUUGCUUUGCAGGAAGUCUACAGUCCGAGGAAUCCCGGAGAUCGGUGGUUUCAUGCAUUGCUGAGGAAAUGCACAUUGAUCCUCAGACUAUGGAACAUUCUCUCACUGGCCAUGUUCCACGUUACGAUGACGGCGAUAGCGAGCUUUUGAUUGGUAGAGUGCGAUUGUCUAAGAAACGAAGUAGUCGUGUUACGAAGCCUACUAAAAAGAGCCGUCCCUUUGCGAAUACAACGCAUGCCAAAAAACUGCUCGAGCAAGUCGGAGUAGCGGUCCGGAUGGCAGAGCCAGUCUUGUUAGUUGGAGAGACAGGUAUUGGUAAAACUACUGUCGUACAGCAGCUUGCAGAUUCGUUGGGUUUCAAACUCACUGCUGUGAACUUAUCGCAACAAAGUGAGGUCGGUGAUUUGCUCGGAGGAUUCAAACCUGUGAAUGUCCGGAGUCUUGCAAUUCCACUUAAAGAUGAAUUCGACGAUCUUUUUGCGUCGACAGGCAUUUCUGCCACAAAGAAUCAGAAGUACAUUGAUCAACUUGGAAAGUGCGUCGCAAAGAGUCAAUGGAGCAAGGCAUCGAAAUUGUGGCGUGAGGCUCCCAAAAUGUUUGAAAAAAUCGUUUCUGAGCUUGCCAAAAAAGAAGAAGCAAGUAUGCAUAUAAUCUCUGAGCAACCAACAAAGAGACGAAAGACCGAGUCAAAAUUACAGUCACUGUUGAAAUUGAAGUCUCGUUGGUCAAGGUUCUCGCAGAGCUUGGACCAAUUCGAUAUUCAGUUGUCUGCAGGCUCCAAAGGGUUUGCUUUCUCAUUCGUCGAAGGUAACAUUGUCAAAGCAGCUCGCAAUGGAGAGUGGGUACUUCUUGAUGAAGUCAACUUGGCAUCUCCAGAUACCCUUGAGAGUAUAGCUGACCUGUUGCACGGUGGUACUGGUUCUCCCUCAAUUCUUCUUUCUGAAACUGGUGAAAUAGAACGGAUCCAAGCACACCCAGACUUCCGCAUAUUCGGUGCCAUGAAUCCAGCAACAGAUGUUGGAAAACGUGAUCUUCCUAUGGGACUACGUUCUAGAUUUACUGAACUUUAUGUCGAUAGUCCGGACAAGAAUCUUGACGAUCUCUUAGCUGUCAUCAAAGCAUAUCUCAAAGGGACAAGUAGCAAUGACGAAAGGGCUGCUCAUGAUGUAGCACGUCUUUAUAUGAACACGAAACGACUCGCCGAAGAGAAGCGAUUGGUUGAUGGUGCAAAUGAAGUACCGCACUUCAGUUUGCGAACAUUGACACGUGUUCUCUCCUACGUCACCGAAAUUGCUCCGUCUUAUGGCUUACGAAGGGCGCUCUACGAAGGGUUUGCGAUGGGGUUCUUGACUCUUCUUGAUCGAGAAUCCGAAAAAAUGCUUAUGCCACUUAUUGAGCACCAUUUGUUAGACAGCCACGGCAACCCACAAGCUCUUUUGGCCCAAACACCAAAACACCCAGAUGAUGGAAAGCAAUAUGUACGAUUCAUGAACAAGAAAAGAGAUCGUCAAUAUUGGAUGCUUCAAGGUUAUGAGACCCCUCAAGAGCAACCUCACUACAUUAUCACGCCAUUUGUCGAGCGUAACAUGCUUAACUUGGUCCGUGCAACUUCAACUCGUCGCUUUCCAGUUUUAAUUCAAGGUCCAACUUCAUCCGGAAAGACUAGUAUGAUCGAGUAUCUCGCUAAGUUUAGCGGAAACAAAUUUGUGAGAAUCAACAAUCACGAACAUACUGAUCUACAAGAGUACUUGGGCACUUAUGUCUCUGAUUCGGAUGGAAAGCUGCGCUUUCAAGAAGCUCCUACCGAUGUUUUGGAAGCACUCAAUCGUCUUCUUGAUGACAACCGUGAACUUCUCAUUCCAGAAACGCAGGAAAUUGUUCGUCCCCAUGAGAACUUCAUGCUCUUCGCAACCCAGAAUCCUCCAGGACUUUAUGGUGGUCGUAAAACUCUAUCUCGGGCGUUCCGUAAUCGUUUUCUCGAGCUCCAUUUUGAUGACAUUCCAGAAGACGAACUCGAUUUUAUCCUUGAGAAACGAAAGUCAAAAGUAUACAAGGAGCUUUCACGCCUCAGGCAGUCUACACGACUUUUCGAACAGAAGGAUAGUUUCGCUACCCUUCGUGAUCUUUUCCGAUGGGCACUACGAGAUGCUGACAAUAGGGAGCAGCUUGCCGCUAAUGGGUACAUGCUACUUGCCGAACGUGUUCGCAAUUCGGAAGAGAGAGCAGCCGUCAAGGAAAUCAUUGAGAAAGUCAUGAAGGUCAAUAUUGAUAUAGAUGAUCUUUACAGCAACAAUCUUGCAGAAAUCAAAGCUUACAAUUCAGCCACGAAUUCGCAAGGUGUAGUUUGGACACAGGCAAUGCGCAGGCUUUAUGUAUUAGUUGCUCAUGCUCUCCGAAACAAUGAGCCUGUGUUGCUUGUGGGUGAAACCGGUUGCGAGACAGGAGAUCUGAUUGGAGCUCAAAGACCAGUGCGAAACAGAGCCGCUGUCUUGGAGCAGCUCAAAAAAGAUCUUCUGCAGUCGUUGGAUGGGGUUGGUCAACGUCAAUCGGAUUCUGAGAAUUUCGAAUCAUUGUGGGCUACAUAUAAAUCUCUUCCAGAAACAACCCUGUCUCAGAUACCAAUCGAUCUGUCAUCGCGAAUUCAACUCAAUCAAAUUAAGGCCAAGGCACUCUUUGAGUGGUCUGAUGGAAGUCUAGUGCAAGCAUUGAAAGAAGGACAGUUCUUUUUACUUGACGAAAUAUCCCUCGCAGACGAUUCAGUGUUAGAGAGAUUAAACUCCGUUCUGGAGUCACAUCGAACAAUUCUGCUGGCAGAGAAGGGUGUAGAAAACUCGUUCGUCCAGGCUGCUGACGGGUUCCAAUUUUUCGCGACUAUGAACCCUGGAGGUGAUUACGGUAAGAGGGAAUUAUCACCCGCUCUUCGAAACAGAUUUACGGAAAUCUGGGUUCCAGCCUUAUCAGACCAUGCAGAUGUCAUUCAAAUUGUGGAAGCCAAGUUAAAUUCCAAGAUGAAACAAUUCUCGGAGCCCAUGGUCAAGUUUGCAGAAUGGUUUGGUGAAACAUAUCGAUCUACAUCCUCGACCUCAAUAUCUGUUCGUGAUAUCUUGGCAUGGAUCAAAUUCAUGAAUGAAUGCUCGACUACCAAUCCCCACUACGCUGUUCUUCAUGGUGCGGCUAUGGUUUAUAUUGAUACCCUUGGAGCAAAUCCAGCUGCUCUCUUGGCAAUUAAUCCGGAAACGAUUCAUGAGGAACACCAAGAUAGUCACAUCUCCAUGGGCGGCUUCCAUGCUCCAAAAUUGGCUGGCUCUGACAGCGAUCCAGGGUUUGCCUUCGAUGCACCUACGACGAAACUCAACGGCAUGCGGGUACUUCGUGCUCUCCAAGUUCAAAAGCCCAUACUUAUCGAAGGUAGCCCUGGUGUUGGCAAGACGACCUUGAUUGCAGCAUUAGCACGUGCUUGCAAUAGACCCCUGACGCGUAUCAAUUUGUCAGAGCAAACCGACCUGAUGGAUUUGUUUGGAUCAGACGUUCCUGUUGAAGGUGCCGAAGCCGGACAUUUCGCGUGGCGCGAUGCUCCAUUCCUUCAAGCAAUGCAACGAGGAGAAUGGGUACUUCUGGACGAGAUGAAUCUUGCCUCUCAAUCGGUUCUCGAAGGUUUGAAUGCUUGUCUUGAUCACCGUGGAGAAGUCUAUAUUUCAGAGUUGGAUCAGACGUUCAAGCGCCAUCCGAACUUCUCUGUUUUUGCCGCUCAAAAUCCUCAUCACCAAGGUGGCGGCAGAAAGGGUCUCCCCAGUUCUUUUGUUAAUCGAUUUACUGUUGUCUAUGCUGAUGUGUUUAGAGAUGAUGAUAUGAAACUAAUUUGCCAGCAUAAUUUCCCUUCUAUGCCACAGGAAUUAAUCACAACCAUCAUCGAUUUUGUCACCCGACUAGAAGACGAGAUUGUACACAAGCGGAAGUUUGGCUCCCAAGGCGGUCCUUGGGAGUUUAAUUUGCGAGAUAUCCUUCGAUGGUUGCACUUGUUGACGUCGUCAGCUCCAUUCCUUGCUAAUCGAGGCCCAGCCGAUUUUUUGAAUUUAAUAUUUCGACAGCGUUUUAGAACUACCAGAGACAGAGAAGAGCUGGAUAGAGUGUUUGCGCAGGCGUUUGGCUCAGAUGUACCAUUCCGUCAAUUCUAUCAAAACAUGAGCUCGACCGCCUAUCAGGUAGGAAUAGCACAUAUGCCAAGACAUGCACUCUACCACCGCACGGCAUUUCCACAAGUUGACCCUGUUAAUCGCCUUCCGGAGUUGGAGUCACUAAUCAUAUGUGUCCAACAAAAUCUACCUUGUAUUUUAGUAGGAUCAUCAGGCUCUGGAAAGUCUACACUUCUUAAGCAUGUUGCUGCUGCUAGUGGUAAAUCUCUCACGGUAUUUCCCUUGAAUGCAGACAUCGAUACCAUGGAUCUAGUAGGUGGAUUUGAGCAAGUCGAUCCGCGAAGAGCCGCUAGCAAAUUUUUACAAGAACUUCUUGAGUUUAUGGAAAGUCGUAUACUUAGCACAAUUCCCCAACAGAUUCCCGAAGAUGCAAUCAAAGUUCUCGAUGUUUUGAGAAAGGAUGCCAUGAAUUCCUCUUUCUCCUUCCAAGAGAUUUCUAUCCAUCUUCGACAGCUGGAACAAGCAAGCUCGUUACCAGAAUUUGGAGCACUGGCAGAGACGUGCGAAACUUUUGCAAGUCGCUCUAUGGCCGUCGAGAAUGCCAGGUUUGAAUGGGUGGAUGGUAUCUUGAUCAAGGCAUUGGAGCAAGGAAAAUGGUUAGUGCUUGAUAAUGCUAAUUUAUGCAGAGCUUCCGUAUUGGACAGACUUAAUUCGCUGCUUGAACCGAAUGGAUUUCUUAGUAUCAAUGAACAUUGUGGACCAGAUGGAGAACCAAAGAUUGUCAAACCACAUGCCGACUUUAGAAUUUUCCUAACAAUGGACCCUCGAUUUGGGGAGCUGUCGCGUGCUAUGAGAAAUCGUGCGGUUGAGAUAUUCCUGGAGCCGCUCUUAUCAGAGAACGACCCCAAUACCGGCACUCAAUUUUCUAUUCUGCCAGAAGCCACACUUCAGAGAUAUCGCCAAGUGUCAAAAGUUCUAGACCUUCAAUGUUCAGAUCUUAGCCAGGCAGAUCUUAUCAAUCGUAUCGCACUCGAAAACUUGGCUUGGUCCGAUUUGCCUCUUCUUACAAGAUAUGCUGAAAGCGUGGCCCAAAGUCUUGAGCAACAGGGGAUACCUACCACAAGAUUGUCGACAAUAUCUCGACAAUAUAUGCAGUUAUACCAGUCCGAAGACAGCCGCGAAUUAAGAAAUGCUGUGGGAGAGUUAUUAAAUAAAGUUGCGAAGAAGACCUUCUUACCCGCAGGCUUCAGUGACGCACAGAUCAUCCAUCCUCUCCAAAACUCGCCAUUGGUGCCAUUACUGCAAUCCACUUCCAAUGAAUCGCAGGUUUAUUGGAUUGCAGCAUGCCUGGAGUAUAAACUUCAAAUUGCAGCUGCAUUAGAAGCCCAUCAAGAACAGGAAUCUGUCAUUCAAACCCUUAAGCCUUCCCAAAUGAAUCGCCUCCAACGAUCUAUGGUUAGUGACAGAGUAGCUUCAGUAGCAAAGGACUCCACCUUACGAGUCUCCCACUUUUUGAUGCAUACACUUCAAUCCAUUAAUUCUUAUUUAAAUAUUCACGUUAAGGCAAAUGACAGUUGCAAGUUUCGAAAGCAAAUUAUCACUUCUCUAAUUCGCUAUUGGUGGAGUACAUUCAAUCUUGUCACUGCCUCAACGUUUGAAGAAGCGACAUUUCAGUCCCAUUUGGCAAUCGGAAAUACAGUCAUGGAGGAACUUCUCAAGAAUAACCCUCUGGUUGAUGAGCAGAAGUCGCUAAUCACAACCUUUGUCUCGGAUUUACAAACAAGUUUCGCUUCCGGAUUCAAGUUGACGACGGGACUAAGCAUGGAGUUGCUUUGGAAGCAACUCCGGCCUAUGGUUCCCACCAAAUUUGAAGUCAUGCAAAUCAUAGAUCAGAUGGAGAAAUUGGCUGUGAGGUUUGAUGCUCUGCGAUGGAAAGCAUCAAUCUCAGUCGCUGAGCUUGGAGGUAUUAUGACUUCUCUCGUGAAAGCACAUCAACUUCUCUUAUCCUCGGAUGUGGAUGGAGCUGCUCUCAUUCAAACUUUGACAUCGGAGAUUGAAACCCUCGAGAAGAGUGUUGACAGUGAGGAGGAUAGUCCGCACAUCGAAACCGUCGUUCUUGCCGAUCAUCCAAUCACAUCACAAAUGCGUCUGAACACAUCAAGCACAACUUCAUGGCUGCUACAGAAUAUCGACUAUUUAUGGUCUGGUGAUCAUGGCCUUCAGCCUAUUGCAAACAGCUUUUCGACAGAUUUCCUGCAUCAAAUGAAUAUCAUCAGCGAAGUUGACCUCAAGUCAUUGAGGCUGCUCGAGUCCGAGCUGCCUGUCAUGGCAGAAAAGCUUGCAAAAUCUAGUGCAAUAAUAUCCAGCAGCCAACUGGUGGCUAUCAAUCAAGUCCUUUCUCAUCUCACGUCGACAAUUAUUGGCGCACACAGUGAGCAACUCACAAAUGAUUAUCUGAACAGAAAAGAAAGUCUUGCUUCGCAGGAUGUUACUGGAACCUGGCACAAAAUCACUCUAGACGGCUUUUAUGAAGCGGUCUCCGCUCACCAAGCAAAACAUUUCAAUGGCCAGCCAUUAAUUAAUACAGAUAUCAAUUCUGAUAUUGAAAAGUCAGUUUUCGCCAUGGAAGCUGCGAUUAAGUCGCCUAGAGACAAUAUGCAGUAUUCAGCUUUGGCGUGGGUCCAUUUUGCUAGACAGCGCCUCGAGCAACAGAGGCACGAAGAAGUAAUCCGGGAGUUGCAAGAUAAGCUCGAUGCCCUGCAGAAAUUCGAGCGUCUCUUCUCUGGCCAAGAAUCGAAUCUCCGCUGCCAACUUCUUGAAGCAGAUAUGGUAGAAAUUGGUUGCCCCUCCAGAGGCAUCAGAGCAAGUUUAUCGGCCAGCAGUUUCCGAAUUGGACAAGCUUCAGGCGAUCUUACCACACCUGUGAUAAACAUUCUUCGCUGUCUCCAAAUAGGAUUGUACAUGGCGACACUCGUAUCGAAGGAUCCAUCAAAUAACAGCAAGGCAGCUUUGGCUCUAAGUAAAGCAACGCCAUUCUUAGGGGGCACCCCUAAGUCUAUCGAUGAAGAGAUCGUAUCUGGUCAGCCAUUAGAAUACUUGACAUUGAUGGCUACUACUACGACAAUCGAGAGUGUUGAUUCCAUAGAUCCAAAAACUCGUGAAUCACUCUUUACGUCUAUUCAUUCAUGUUACGAGCAAUGGACCAAGAAGCUUGACGCCGACAGACUUGAAGGAGAAACAAGGUCGGGCUUGUACAGAUUCCGCGGAAGUGCUGAAGACGAAGACGAGAUCGACCAAGAACAAUUUAAUGAGCUUUUCCCCUCAUAUGAUGAGAACUCAAGCGCGUCAAUUGCUACACCACAGCAACAAAAUGUCAGAGAUAUUGCUGUCUCUUAG